UAAUAAUCUAGUGACGUCAGCUGCAUGUGCUUCACGUGUUAAAUAAGUUUAAGCAGAAAUGAAGACUAAAAAGAAGAUAAAGGCACAGAAAACCAAGUCUCCUGUCGACCGAAAUGAUGAUGAGGAAUUAUCUGGUCUAGUGAGCGGUAUCCAUGACGAUGGAGGAGAAAUCGAGACUGCUGGCCUUGGAGAUGGGGAAGACAUCCCUGCAUCAGAGAUCAGUGAUGUCAUCAAAAAACUGAAGCUUGACAGGUUCAAAGAUAUCGCAAAGAAGCCAAAGGAGAAGCCUGUCCAAAAGCAAGAUAAGACUGCAGGACAGACUGCAGGACAGAAGAACAAGAAGCAACUUCAGGAUAAAACUCAGAAGAAAGACAAAAUUCAAAGAGAUGACAAACCAAAAGAGGACAAACCUCAAAAGAAGGACAAUUCUACACCUGGUACACCUGCUACUAGCAAAAAGAACCAAAAGAAGAAAAACAACGAAAAACAAAAGGAUGGUGGAAAUCAAAAUAAAGACAAAAAUCCUCCAAGUGGUGCUGCAAAGACUCCAAUAAAAGAAAGGACUGAAAAGCCUGCUCAAGUAGAAAAGCAAAUUAAAAAUGAGAAGAUCAAAGGAGCUUUGAGCCUGGAAGUUCCAAAGACAUCUUCAAUUUUGCUUCCCACUGGGACCAAAUGGCAUUCAAUUCAGGAUGGAGUGAAAGCAACCGGCAGUCCAGCAGUAUCAUCAGAAGGAGUCGUCUCAUCUUACAUGGAAUAUGCUACCAAGCUCUAUGACCAGGAAGUAGAACUCCAUGCUGCCAAGAAAAGCAGUGAUUCCGGUUCCCAGAGCAGGUGGAUGCAGACCGUUGCCAAGUCAGGGGCACUCUCAGACAAGGUAGCCGCUCUGACCCUGGAGGUCCAGGGAGCCCCCAUCCACACUCCCCUCAGCCUAGAUGCCCUGCUGGCCAUGGUGAAGAAGAAGGGACGCAGGGAGGCCCUCAUAGGGCUGGAUGCGGCCAAGAGGCUCUUCCUGGAAGAGUUGUUGCCUAGCAACAGAAGGUUGACGACAUUUGCACAGCAUUCAUUUGAAGAUCUGGAGAAGAGGUGCAGCAAGAAUCGACUAAGCCGUGACAAACAGGUCUUAUUGUGGUUCUUUGAGGAUCAACUUAAACAGAAAUAUGGAUCUCUCCUGGACAUGAUAGAGAAAAUGCUUCAGGAUACAGUGAGUGCCAUCAAGGCUAAGGCUCUAUCUUGUUGCUAUGAGUUAAUAGUAAACAGACCAGAAGAAGAGAAGAGGUUACUGAGGUUGAUAGUGAACAAGGUUGGAGACCCUGAUUACAAGGUUGCUGCUAAAGCUGUUCACUGGCUGCAGAAGCUAGUUGAUGUUCACUCCAUGAUGAAGAUCGUUGUUGUCCAAGCUAUAGAAGAGUUGCUCUUCAGACCAAACAUCAACACAAAAGCACAGUAUUAUGCCGUGUGCUUCUUAAAUCAGCUUGUUCUGCAUCCAGAAGAGGAUCAGCUUGCAACCCAACUCAUCAUUGUCUACCUCUCAUUCUUCAAGGCUUGCACCAAACAGAAGAAGAUUGAUAACAAGAUGUUAUCAGCAGUUAUCACUGGAGUACAUCGAGCAUUCCCUUAUUCUAAAGAAGAUGAGAAGGUUCAUGAGCAGCUAGACACCCUUCUCAAGGUCGUUCAUCAGACGACCUUCAACACCAGCAUCCAAGCUCUUCUAUUGAUCAAACAGGUCUUAGACAAGAGGCAAUCGACCAUGGAUCGGUUCUACUCAGCCUUGUAUCGUAAGCUCCUGGAUCCCCAUCUCUCCUCGUCUCCCCGUCACGCCAUGUUCCUCAACCUUCUCUACCAAACACUCAAGAGCGAUGAUGUCAUCAACAGGGUCAAGGCCUUUGUGAAACGUCUUCUGCAAGUGUGUAGCUGGCAGCAGUCUCCCUUCAUAGCUGCAGUCCUAGUCCUGGUCUCUGAACUCAUCAAGGCCAAACCAUCCUUAGGAAAGGUCAACUCAUGGAAUGAUGAUGAUGAUGAAGAUGAAAAUUUCAUGGAUGUACAAGAAGAAGAAGAUGAUGAUGAGGACAAAGAAGGAGAGGCUGAUGCUAAGGGCAAAACAACAUCACAUCCUGAGAAACCCAAACCCAGCAGCAAGGACAAAGCAUCCUGGGUGCAUAGACCAGUCAGGCCCGGUGGGAAGGAAGGUGUACCUUCUGGUUAUGACCCGCUAGCCAGGAAUCCUCUUCACAGUCAUGUGGAUAACGCUGUCAUGUGGGAACUCAAAGUGCUGUCGAAUCACUUCCAUCCAUCAGUAUCCCUGUUUGCAUCUCAGCUCCUAGCAGGAUCCCUUGUCUUCUACACAGGCAACCCUCUACAGGACUUCACACCAGGUCGCUUUCUAGACAGGUUUGUCUACAAGAACCCCAAGCAGAAACAAAUUGGAAAAGAAUCUGUGAUGCAGCCCAAGUCUAGAUCGUAUAAACCCCCAGCUAUCAGGAGUAUGCCAGUCAACAGCAAGAACUUCACAAGCAUGACAGAGGAGAGUGUUCCCAUUGAUGAAAUGUUCUUCCACAGAUUCUUUUCUCAGAAAGAUCUAAAGGAUAAGAAAUCUAAAGACAGUAAGAAGGACAAGAAGGCAGAUAGCCAGGACAACGAAGAUGGAAAGUCAGAUGAUGAAGAUGAAGAAGAAGAUUUCGAUGAGAAGAUAACAAGCAAUGCCAACAUGGAGGCGCCAGAUGAAAUCGACAGUGAUGCUUCUAGCGUGGAUGAUGACGAAUUUGACAGGAUACUUGAUGAGAUUGAGGGUGGUCAAGAGGAUGAGGAGGAUGACAUUGAUUUUGCUCGAGAAUUCCAGAAGAAGCCCUCCAAGAAGUCUAAGAAGAGGAAAGCAGAGGAAGAUGAUUCUUCCUCCGAUGAUGAUGACGAGGAUGAUGAUGAGGAAGAUGAUGUUGGAAUGGAAAGUGAUGAUGAUGAGGAGGAGGAGAUAGGAGAGAGUGCAGACGUGGAUGGGUUGGAUGAGGAAGCCUUUGACAUGUCUGAUGAAGAAGAGGAACUUUCACCAGUCAAAACAAGCAAGAGGAAACAAAAGCAGGACAAGAAGAGUGCCAAGAAACAACGGAAGAACACACAAGAACUUGGUGAUGUUACUGAACAGAUUUCCAGCAUGAUUGAUGAAAAUGUUGGAUCUAAGUUUGAUGUCGGACUCAAUGCACUUGCCAACAAAGACAAAGCAGACAUGAAGCAGCUCCGAUGGGAGAUGGAUCGUGAUCGAUGGGUGAGAGGAGUGGAUGCCAGGACCAAGGUCAGGGCCAAGAAGCUGCAGAAAGGACCCAAGGCCAAGGGCUUCAGGGGAAGGGGUAAAAAGAGAUGAAAAGAUGGACGGCUUGGAGGAGGAGGAGAUGUUGGAAGCGGAAGAAAGGAAGAGAGGUCUGAGACGGUGGAUGGAGAUUUAGCUCUAGAAAGCUAAAACAGGAGCUCUAAAAUAUUUAUGAUAAGAACAGUUCUGGUGAAACAAGAAGGAAAUAUAAGAACUGCUGCUUUGACAUCUUACAUUCCCCUGAGAAAAUAUAAUGCGAGCUUUUGUGAUAAUACAAAAAAUUUCCUACACUGGUCUGCUAGGUGUAUCAUUCAUCAAGCUUCCUGAAAUUCACGACCCUGCAUUAAAUAUGACAGAUGAUUCAAUGUGCCGUUUUAAAUCAAUGUUGAUUUUGAUUAUGUCAUAGGAUUCGUCUUCAUAUCUGACCGAACCUACAUGUAUAUAUAUAUCCUUAGCACACAACAUAAACAAGUCAUGACUUUGCCAUUCCCCUCCCCUUCUUGAAGGUAUUCAUGACCCCCCUCCCUAAAAAAAAAUAAUAAUAAUACAGUGGAACCUCGUUUUAACGAAACCUUUGGGACAAUGGAAAUUACAUGUACCUUGUUAUAUCAAGGGGAAGAAAAAAAAAAUUAAAAAGAGCUGGGACCAGCAAGAUCACAUUGUAAUCGUUUGUUAAAGCUCUUUGUAAUGAGGUGCCACUGUAAUGAUAAAUGAAAAAUCCUUAAGUUGGAUAUUUCUGACGAAAUGCCAGUGACAGUAACCUCUCAAAUGGUUAAGUUUAAAUCACAUAUGAAAUGAUCCAGAAAUUUGAUAUUUCUAAUAUAGGCUACAUUUUAAAACAAGACAAUGGGGCAUGCACCCUAGUAUGUGCGUGUGUAUUUAAUUUGCAUUUGCUAUGAAAGAUUGCAAGUUUUUGAAAUUUAUAUGAUUUUGAAAUUGUAGUCACAGGGUGAUUUUUUAAAAUAAAGUCAAAAGGAUCGUGCCGGGCAAAAAAUAAGAUCACUGUAGAAUGCAAGAACUUUACUGAGAUUUUCCUGUACAUUGUAAAACUUUCAGAUAAGAAUAUCAAAGACUUUUUAAAAUCAUGUACUUGUGUAUAUACAAUACAUUGAGAUAAAAAUAAAUACAUUUGAACAAAGACUUAACAGUUUGGAAUGAUUUUUAUUGUUGUCGAAUUUCAUUAUAUAUAUAUGAACACGUACAAUAAUUUAUAAUGAUUAAUAUUCAAUACAUUUCGCAUUCGAAUUGGAAGCUAUAAUUCUACCACGUGUACUUAACAUUUUCAAGCAUGGUUACAUGUUAAGCUUUUCAUGAAUCUAAUUAAAACAUUGAUAAUUAUGAUUUUGUUAGUACAUUUACUUACUUCAUAAUUU
Strongylocentrotus purpuratus (purple sea urchin) is the source of this 4671-nucleotide messenger RNA. Its product is annotated as CCAAT/enhancer-binding protein zeta-like. Lineage: Eukaryota; Metazoa; Echinodermata; Echinoidea; Camarodonta; Strongylocentrotidae. Gene Ontology annotation, cellular component: nucleus. The transcript has 24 exons. Bases 59 to 3352 code for a protein of 1097 amino acids. The record is from RefSeq and is a predicted model, not a curated record.